Molecule: messenger RNA, 14774 nt
Organism: Diorhabda carinulata
Lineage: Eukaryota; Metazoa; Arthropoda; Insecta; Coleoptera; Chrysomelidae
Product: forkhead box protein L2-like
Exons: 5
Coding region: 256-1278 (340 amino acids)
Biological process (GO): regulation of transcription by RNA polymerase II; cell differentiation; anatomical structure morphogenesis
Molecular function (GO): RNA polymerase II cis-regulatory region sequence-specific DNA binding; DNA-binding transcription factor activity, RNA polymerase II-specific
Source: RefSeq, a predicted model, not a curated record
GACCGUUUGCUGUCGUAUGUGGACGUCGAAUUGCGCUUAGCGUGUUCGGGACACUAUUUGAACAUUGCUGAGACAAUUUUAACGGUUGCGACUUUUUGGACAAAUUUUGUAAAUGUUAUUGAUUGGUUUACAAACAGUGGCUGGGAAAAAAUUGAGAAAACAAAUAAGUUUUGUUCGGGUAUUUGAGUGAAAUGUGUUAUUGAGCUGUGUUAGGAUUAGUGAUUUUUUCUUUUAAUUAUAUAAAUUUUUACGACUAUGGAAGAAAUACCAGAAGCUUUGAACUUUACGGGAAGGGGAGGAAGUAGUUUGAAUACGGAUCAUGGACUUAAUGCUGACUUAUUGGGAUCAGAUUUACAUAAAAUUAAAUCUGAACCAGAUGUCGUACCCUACAAUAGUAUUCUUCCUUCCCUCUCACUGUCUUUGCACAAUCACGCAAUGCCUCCUGUUAGCACCUUCACAUCGAUAACCAAUACUGCGUUGGCGGGAAGCACAACACCGGGUCCGCACACACCUAGCAUCGAUUCCAAUGAGGAGUCUCGUGCUCCGUCUACCUCAUCUUGCAAUUCGCCCCAACCUCAACCAUCUUCGUCGACGGCGACUUCAACUUCCAAUUCCUCUUCUUCGAAUAACAAUCAAAGUAAACCACCUUAUUCGUAUGUAGCUCUUAUAGCCAUGGCCAUACAGAGUAGUCAUCUUAAAAAGGCGACGCUAUCGGAAAUUUAUCAGUACAUCACGUCGAAGUUUCCGUACUUCGAGAGAAAUAAGAAAGGAUGGCAGAACUCCAUAAGACAUAAUCUGAGUCUCAACGAAUGCUUUGUUAAGAUACCUCGGGAAGGGGGCGGUGAACGCAAAGGUAACUAUUGGACGCUGGAUCCUCAAUACGAAGACAUGUUCGAAAACGGCAAUUACAGAAGACGAAGAAGAAUGAAGCGACCUUAUCGCUCCGCCCAACCGUAUCCGAAAGCCUUCUUCGGCGACGCCCUAGGUCAACACGCUUUACCUUUAGCUAGAAAUAUAUUUACGCCACCUACAUAUCCUCCAGAAUUUUCAAGGUACGGUGAUUGGAUUGGACAGUCCCAGCUUCCUUGUUAUACAACUUGCAAUACGGCAGCGUACCCCCAACAAGGUUACCCUUCCGCGGCAGCUUUCGGUGCGUGUAACGUACGACAAGAAGCAGCGACCAGAUACCCUCCACCUUAUUGGCCCCCCGAAGGAGACUAUUCGCCUGGAUCACACGGUUCACCACCAACUGAUACACAAUUACUACUUCAAUGGUGACUCUUGUUGAACAAAGGAAUGUGAUUUAAAUAAAGAGAGGUUGGUUGAUUGUCGAUAGUGAAGUGUUUAUAGGAUUUUGUAAAAUAAUUGGUUUUCUUGUGAUUUUUAUGAUGAGUUUAUCUUAAUGUAAGGAUGCAAUGAAAGGUAAAAUUAUUUCUAAUUUUUAUUAGUAUUAUCUAGAUUUUUUAGAAAUUCACUUGAUCUUGUUAAGCAAUCAAAUAAAACAAAUUUUUAUCUACCAAAGAAUUAUAAUAGUCAGAGAAAAAUAACAAAAGAAUUAGCUAUUUUCUAUACCAAACUAGCUGAUCCUUCAAACCUCGUACCGCUCAAAGUAAAUCAUAAAAGCUACGGCCUACUGGAAUAGUUACCUGUGCAGAUUUACUUAAGCAGGUCAUCCGAACGUCGCACACAAACGAAAAAUCGAAAAUGUAUAUGAUAAAACAAAAAAAAAUGGGUUGAUCAAAACAUCUAAUUACUUCCUAAGCUUUUCUAGCUUUGCGGGUGUUAUACGUGUGUGGAAUCAGCUACGAUGUAGUCUCAUUUCUCUAAAGUCUCAUCAAUUCUUUUCGUUUUAUUCCAUUUCAUCUUAACUUCCUCAUUCCAUGUUUUCUUGUUCUUUCUUUUUUGCUGUUCUUGUCCUAUACUUUCCUAAGCAUUUUGUUGUCUCCGUUUCUUAUUACAAGUUCAAACUAUUUCAGCUGCGCUUCCUCUAUUUUAGUACCUAUAGGUUUUGUACCUAGAUUUUAUUAUUUCUUAUCAUAUGAUAUUAUACAGGGUGUUCCACGACGAGCUGAAACUAUCUGUAUAUGGCAAAACACUUAUAGUAAAAUCAUGAAAAUUUCUACGUUUGGGUUUAAGUAGAAUACCCUAUAUAUCAAUACAUUUUUGAUAUCUACGUGAAAUUUUAGUAUAGUUCUGUCUAAAAACUUUUCUCGAAAAAUGCAUACUUUUCGAGUUAUUAAUUUUUUUGUAAAAAAUUUGACUGUUGCAGACCCUUAUAAAUUAUUUUUUACGAGAAUGUUCAAAGUUUAACUUCAUAAAUAUCAAAUUUCUUUAUUUUUUUUUUUAAUAGAACCACUUAGUUUUUUCUAUUUUAAUAGAAGAUUAGUAAAUACAAUUGGAUUGGUUUUUUUUAUAGACCUUGACAAGAUAAAGAAAAAUACUUAACAUCUGGAUAACGGUAAGGUUUAUGUAUAGAAAAGUAUACAUGAAUUUGUCUUAUCUUUUACCCCUGAAUUCAUUAAAAUAGAAAAAACCGGGUGGUUCUAUUUGAAAAAAUAAAGAAAUUUGAUAUGUAUGAAGUUAAACUUUGAACGCUUUUUAUACACACCCUGUAUAAAAUGAAAAAAUUUUCAACAUAGAUUCAAAUACGUCUGACUUUGAUAAAAGCAACCGAAUAGAAACCAUUUUCAUAUCUUUAAGGGUUUCCUCGUAAAAAAAUAAUUUAUAAAGGUCUGCAACGGUCAAAUUUUUUACAAAAAAUUUAAUGUAUUAAUAUAUAGGAUAGAACCGGAAGUCGGCCAUCUUUGUUAGUUUAGUUAAAAAGAUUGCAUUUGAAAACCCGAACGUAGAAAUUUUCAUGAUUUUACUAUAAGUAUUUUGCCAUAUACAGACAGUUUUAACUCGUCUCAACCUACAUUUUUUUUCUUUCAUGAGAAAAGUUUUGAAAAAGCACACCACACGUGUUAAGUUUAAAACGAAUUGAAACAAUUCGCCUUUACCGCUAUCGAUAGUGGAUUUGAAGAGUACACUACUAAAAUCAGUGCCCAAGUGAAAGAAUACUACACUAUACAAGGCCGAAUGCACACGAAUCAACUCAAAAAAAAACCUCAGUUUGCAACCUUUGUAUUUGAAUGGGAAACUACAGACGGGGCAACGGGCAACUGGUUGCUAACCUGUUUAAAGAAACUCGACUAGUGGAUUAAAUAACAUCUUGAAUCAACUCAAAGGUCUUCUUAAUGGACGAUGGUUAUUUUAGUUUCAAUCUAAUCACGAUACGACUUUUUCACUUCAACAAGUUAGUAAUUUUGUUUUAUAGUAGAAUUACUUUCUUCAUAUAUUUAUUAUUUUUUUAUGAGAAAAGCAAGGACAAGAUAUUGAACCCUCUCGUAAUUGGAGUAGUACCUGCCGUUUGGAGAUGCCUGUAGAUAUUGAUCUUGAACUUCAGUUGGUUAUAGUGUUCAGGAAAGACGUGCCUUUGUAGCUGAUUCCAAAGACUUGCACUUCUCCAAAGGAAUAAUUCUUGAUUUGAUUAAUUGACGAUCUGAAUGUCUGCAGGCAAACUCUGUGAUCAUGCGCUGUGUCUGUCUGCCGUUCAAACUGCUAUAGGUGGGAUUAUGUUGGAUAAUUCGGAAGAGCAUGCGUUUUGGUAGUAUCGGUAAAACAGAAUCAGCUCAGCGACGUUUCUUCUAUCCUCCAAGUUUCUGGUCAACGCCUGUAAUUCGAAUUACUCUCUUCUAUAUUGAGUCGAACAUCCUCUGGAGGUACGAGCUCUAACUGUGCGAGCAAUAUUCUAACGAUGGACGAAUAGGAUAUUUUGUGCAUUAUUAAGAGAAAAAAUUUGACUGGAUUCUUUGGUUUUUAAAGUUAAACUUGAGAAGGAUAUGAACUAUUGUUUACUUUUGCGUCAAUCAGGUCACAAUUGAGUCUGCUGUGUUUGCAGAGACAUAUCACUUGUAAGUUGGCAACCAUUUGGUGAUUUCCGUCACUUUUGAGCUUAGUUCCUUUUAAAUUGAUACAUGUGUAUUGGGCAUAACCGUUUACAGUUAGUUAAUUAUUGUUUAUAGUGCUCAGUGUACCAUUUUAUGAUCCAAUAGUAUCUAUAUAUACAUUUAAUUAUGUUUCGCAAAAGUAAUUACAAAAUAUUUGUAACUUUUCCAUCUAGUAUAUUACGGGAUGAGUCAUGAAGAACUUUACAUACUUCUCCCCUAGGAAGUGUACUACAUAUGAUAGAAGGAUGUACAGUUCCUCAUAGUUAACCCUAUAUAAAAAUAUUUCAAAUAAAAAUGUUUUAUUUGAAAUAAACCUUUCUUGUAAUCUUACAUUUUGGAUUUUCUAAUCUUAGUUUAUAUAAUGUACAAAUGUGGGAAUUGUAUAUAUGUUUUAUCGUAGUAAUACUUUGUUAAAAAUUAUCUAAAUACCCCCGUAUCGUUUUAAAAUUAUUAUACGCAAUAUUGAUAAGAAGAUCCAGUAAUUGUACAUUAAUAUCAUCAUUAAUUUGGGUUUAUACGUCAGAGAAUUUGAUACAAAUUAAACAUAAAAUUUAAAAUAAUGUAAAAGUUUUAAUUUUCUAUUUUUUGCUGAAAGGUUUGUGAUAGUGAGACUCAUAACCUUACUUACAAAACGUCAUUUUGUGGUUUUUACAGGGGUCGCUACAGUAUAAAGUGCUGGACAGUUCUAAAAAAUAAUUAGACCUAGCAAUUUUUAAAAGAAAGACAAAUUUUGACGUUUCGACUUGAUCUUAUUCUUAUAUAAAAAAAAAUUGAUGAUUUCCAUUCCGAGUCCGUUCAGGCGUUCUACCCAACGGAUUUGCUUAAUUUUUUUUUUUCAACGAAAAGUAUUGAUGCACAGAUCAGUCAUCAACCAUCGGAUUUCAUCUAAUUUUCACCAUUCUCAAGUUAUACUCAAAUGCGAUUUCCCCCUGUACAUUACUUAUGUGAGUUUUUCACAUACACACGUUCUAUCCUCGAUAUCUCAGGCUCUAUUCAAGAUAGAGAUUUCGUUUUGGUUUAAGAACACUCGCUGAAACACCUUCUUUCUUCUGAGUUUUUGAACACUUAAAUCGGUUGAGUUGGAGAGGAGCUAGGCGCGGACAUUCAAUGUGGAGUUAUGGAUUUUUGUAGGUUUUUGGCAAUUUUUCUACAUUUAAAGAUCUGUAUCUCAGGUUCUAAUAUAGCUACAGAGUUCGUUUUGGUUUAAGAACACUCGCUGAAAUACCUUCUUUCUUCUGAGUUUUUGAACACUUAAAUCGGUUGAGUUGGAGAGGAGCUAGGCGCGGACAUUCAAUGUGGAGUUAUGGAUUUUUGUAGGUUUUUGGCAAUUUUUCUACAUUCAAAGAUCUAUAUCUCAGGUUCUAAUAUAGCCACAGAGUUCGUUUUGAUUUAAGAACACUCGCUGAAAUACCUUCUUUCUUCUGAGUUUUUGAACACUUGAAUCGGUUGAGUUGGAGAGGAGCUAAGCGCGGACAUUCAAUGUGGAGUUAUGGAUUUUUGUAGGUUUUUGGCAAUUUUUCUACAUUCAAAAAUCUGUAUCUCAGGUUCUAAUAUAGCUACAGAGUUCGUUUUGGUUUAAGAACACUCGCUGAAACACCUUCUUUCUUCUGAGUUUUUGAACACUUAAAUCGGUUGAGUUGGAGAGGAGCUAGGCGCGGACAUUCAAUGUGGAGUUAUGGAUUUUUGUAGGUUUUUGGCAAUUUUUCUACAUUCAAAGAUCUAUAUCUCAGGUUCUAAUAUAGCCACAGAGUUCGUUUUGAUUUAAGAACACUCGCUGAAAUACCUUCUUUCUUCUGAGUUUUUGAACACUUGAAUCGGUUGAGUUGGAGAGGAGCUAAGCGCGGACAUUCAAUGUGGAGUUAUGGAUUUUUGUAGGUUUUUGGCAAUUUUUCUACAUUCAAAAAUCUGUAUCUCAGGUUCUAAUAUAGCUACAGAGUUCGUUUUGGUUUAAGAACACUCGCUGAAAUACCUUCUUUCUUCUGAGUUUUUGAACACUUGAAACGGUUGAGUUGGAGAGGAGCUAGGCGCGGACAUUCAAUGUGGAGUUAUGGAUUUUUGUAGGUUUUUGGCAAUUUUUCUAUAUUCAAAGAUCUAUAUCUCAGGUUGUAAUAUAGCUACAGAGUUCGUUUUGAUUUAAGAACACUCGCUGAAACACCUUCUUUCUUCUGAGUUUUUGAACACUUAAAUCGGUUGAGUUGGAGAGGAGCUAGGCGCGGACAUUCAAUGUGGAGUUAUGGAUUUUUGUAGGUUUUUGGCAAUUUUUCUACAUUCAAAGAUCUAUAUCUCAGGUUCUAAUAUAGCCACAGAGUUCGUUUUGAUUUAAGAACACUCGCUGAAACACCUUCUUUCUUCUGAGUUUUUGAACACUUAAAUCGGUUGAGUUGGAGAGGAGCUAGGCGCGGACAUUCAAUGUGGAGUUAUGGAUUUUUGUAGGUUUUUGGCAAUUUUUCUACAUUCAAAGAUCUAUAUCUCAGGUUCUAAUAUAGCUACAGAGUUCGUUCUUUUCUAUUAUAAUGAUUUCUGAUACUUAUUUAAUGGAUUCGAUGCGAGCGAAGCCGCAGGUAAAAGCUAGUAAAGACUUAAAGAAAAGUCGAAACGUCAAAAUUUGUCUUUCUUUUAAAAACUAUCAAAAAAACUAAUUUUGAAACAGAAGAGACCUAAAAUCAAGAACAUUUAGAUGCAUAAAAAUAAUAAUUACAUAAUUUGAAUAUUAAUACUCUAAAUUAAUACAACAUUUUCUAUUAAUGAGACAAAAAUUAUAUAUUAAUAGAGUCGACAAGUGAAUUAACCAACACACCUUCAUAUUCACGCCGUUUCAGUUUCAUUAUCCAUCUGGGAUACAAGAUUUUGCUCUGCCUACUCUUUCCAUAAUUUACAGUCACGUGUUAUAUUCCAAGCGGUUUGAUAGAGUAGCAUGUUCUACUCCAAAAGCUCGCUGCAUUCAGUUCCGACAAUCGCAUACCGGAAUGCGUCACUAUUCUUGUUAAGCGCCUUCACAAAGUUAGACUUAUAUUUGAUGUUCACAUUGCCCGAAAUUUAGCCGUUUUGUAUAUGUCAUGACUUCUAUUUCUGGAGAAGGUACUAAGAGUCAAGUAGAAUUUAGAUAUCAGUAGAGAUUGCGUCUGUCUUAUGAAUUAUUAAAGGCCAGUAAAUAGAGCAAUUUUUCUCCCAAAAGUUCAACUUAAAUUGCUCCUACGAUUUUUUUUUGCUUUGUGGUCGUCGCAGUGUGCUAAAUCAUUACCAACAAUCUUAUCACCCUCUUAGAGGGGUGCUACCCCCUUAAAAUGGAAAAAACGUAUUUUUGGGAGGUAUUCUCUAAAAAACGUGCAAUUUAUCAGUUUUGGGAUAUAAAUCCUCCCUCCCCAAAUAUGUGGAAUCACUGCUUUCAGAUAUAAAUACGAAUGAAAACUCGAGAAAUGUCGUUAUUGAGUUUUGAAAGUUCAGUUACGUGAAUCGUUUUCAUUAAUAAAUUCAUAUAAACUUGUAUAAAUCAAACGUAGAAACCGGGCCUAACGGAUAAGUAUUUUUUUUUUCAUUUAUAUUGAGGAAGGGUACAAAGAAAUUAAAUCACGAGAAAUCACCAUCAAGAAAUGGGUAGAACAAUAUACGAGUAUUUAUUUAAUCAUCGAACUCAUCAUCCCUCUCAUCGUAACUAUCUGCGUUCUCACAGUCUGGGACUAUCACCGCUCGGACUAGGUCCCUGACCGACAAUGUAUUGUAAACGUCGACAUAGCUAUGUUUUCAGCUACUACAAGAUUGACUGAGUUUUAUCUAAAAUCCCUGAAAGUAAGCGCAUUUUUAUAAAGCUUCUCAAAGAGAUUAGAUAUUCCCCUCCAGAUUCCACUUUGAUUCAUGUUAAUGCGUGCGCUUAUUCCUGAGAUAAUAACAUUCGAAGUUAUCAACUCUGUCAAGAUUUAAUAACCCAAAAAAAGCGAAUUUUCGAAAAUAAUCGUAUUUGAAACCAGCAUUACUGGUACCGAAUAAAUGUUAUGGAAUUUAAAAAUUAAGUACUCCUCAACUCUUAAUUUUACUCGCUACAAAGAUAGAGAUAAGAUUUCAGUGAUCUCGAGCAUUAUUUCACGCAGUUAUUGACAAUAUGUCAAUAGAAAGCUCAAAUAUUUAUCUUCAAAAUAACGUAAGAUUUCUCAAAAUCGGACAUUUCUAUCGAGAGUUAUCGAUUUUUAAUCCCCGCGCUGGUUGAAAAAAUGCAGAUCGCGAAAACGCUUACCUUCAACAAUUUUUUUCUGGAAUACGGUGCAAUUUGGCGAAAUUGUUGAAGGAACCUUUUUUUUUGUAAAAUUUUGUGCCCUUUCUGAAUCUAUAGUUUUUUUUUGAUAAGACAAUGAUUUUUUGAGAUAUUCUGAAAUUACCUCAAAAAACACCCUUUUUGGCACUUUUCAUUUUGAAGUCAUCUAACUCUGAUAAUGUUGACUCUGAGUAUUUGCAAAGAUAAUAAUUCCUUGAAUUGGGCCUCCUUAUUUAUUACGAAGAAAACUGUUGAAGAGGUCUCUGAAGAAAAACUCGCUGUUUUAUCGUUAAAGUUACCCAAAGUUUGGCGAUCGAAAAAUGACUUCUCUCUUUUUCGGGGCUCUAUUCUCAUUAUCUCUCAAGAAUAAAUCAUUUUUCAAACCCCCAUAGAAGUUUAGAGGACCCAUCAAAUUGUCCAAGGUCAAUCAUCAAUCACUAAUAAUUUCAGAAUGAGGAAUUCAUUUUCAGAAUAAAACUGUAGGGGUAAAUUAUCGAAAGACUUGACCUGGCUCAUAGCAGAUGCAGCUCCGACAGAACCCUAAAUCAGCCUGGUGUUUAUAGGCCGAGCACCAGGUACUUUUUUUGCAAAGUUUUGGACAAUAGAUUUUUUUUAAAUAUAUUCAGGUGAGUUCCCUGCAUGUGAAUCCAAGUGUUGUCAUGGGGGCACCACCUGCGUCAGACGUCAUCUUGAAAAACACGUUUUAUCGAAUAUCACGCGAACCGAGCAUUGUACCACAAAAAUAAUACAGAUCAUUUUUAUAGAUUAUGAUUUUUGCCAUCUUUUUUAUUUGAAAAUUUUUUUUAUAAAACGCAUAGGUUUUUAAUUAUAGCGCUUCAAACUUUAUCAUGUUAACUGUUAACUAUAUAUUUAGCAAAAACAAUAUUGUCGUAGGAUGGACGGUUUACGAGAUAUUCAAUAAAACGUUUUUUUCAAGAUGGCGGACGACGCGGGGCCCCCAUAACGCCCAACUUGGAUUUAUAUUCAGGGGGGGAGUCCUCUGAAUAUAUGCACAUAAACCAAAAAAAUCCUUCUAGAACUUUGCAUUAUGAACCUACUUUUUUGGCUCUGGCGCUUGGCCCAUUUGUCUAUAUGUCAAAAAACGAUUGGUUUGGAGAAAAAAAAAUAUGACGUGAUAGAGUAUUUUAGGAUUAAAGAUGAUAGGUUGACACAUAUACAGGGUGUCCCAUGACGAUUUAAAACUAUUCGUAUAUGGCAAAAUACUAAUAGUAAAAGCAUGAACAUUUUUACGUUUGAGUUUUUGGAUAUGAUCUUUGUAACUAAAAUAUUUUAAAAGAUGACCGACUUCCGGAUCUACCGGAAGUCGACUGUAACAUUGUUAUUUCCAAUAGAACACCCUGUAUAUUAAUACAUUUUUGAAAUCUACGAAAAAUUUUAGUUUAAAUUGUUUAAAAACUUUUUUCGAAAAAUGCAUAAUUUUUGAGUUAUUAAUUGUUUUAUAAGAAAUCUGACCGUUGCAGACCCUUAUAAAUAAUUUUUUUACGAAGAUACCCUUAAAGAUAUGAAAAUAGUUUCUAUUCGGUUGUUUUUAGCAAUAUUAGACGUAUUUGAAUCUAUGUUGAAAAAUUUUUUAUUUUAUACAGGGUGUCUAUAAAAAGUGUUCAAAGUUUAACUUCAUAAAUAUCAAAUUUGUCUACAGUACUAUUAAGGGAUCUUUUUAUUAAAUAAACGAUAUGAAUCUAUUAGACAGAAUUACAAUUUUAUUUUUAUUUCCUAUUAUAUUUUGUUAACUCUUGUUACUGAUAUUUUGUGUUCAUUGUACAAAAAAUAAGACUUAUAGUCAUAUAAAAUGCAUUUAUAUCAGUGUUUCACAACUUAUGGGACGCUCCUUCAUAAGCGGCCACCAUAACUUCUCGUAGUGGUUGCCAGUACUUAAAAAUGAAAAAAAAAACGAUUGAUAAUAUUGAAAAAUAUAUGAUUCGCAAAAAGAAAAGCAAAAUGAUAUUCGUUCCGAUGUAACAACCAAUUAAAUUAAUAGAGUAAUGUUUGAACUAAUAUAAUUAAUUAUUCUAAAUGUGAUUAAAUUAUACUUUAACUGAGAGAAAAAAAAAUAAUAUUAACGAAUCUUAAUGUCAAUCUUAUUUACUCCACAAUGACCUUUUGAUCCUCUGGAACGAAUUUAUGGUGAAACUCUCGACAGUAAUUGCCGAUUUCGGCUCAAGUUUUGAGUUCCAUUCAAUGGCAGGCAGUUUCAACGUCUCUUUACCAAUAAUUUGGGGUAUUUAACUACGUUAUACAGAAUCUAUCUUCGGACCUUUUGGUACGAGUCUAUAAAUGACCCACUUCGUACCCAAAACAUUAACCAAAAUAUGUUCAGUUCGUCCACAAGACAAGACGAGAGCUUCGACUAUCUUUGAAAUUCCAUAUUGACGAUUUAUAAGUACCAUUACCAUUAUAUUAUAGUCUUCAAAACAGGAGAAUGGUGGACUAGCAUGAGCUAAGCUUUGAACGACUUGACGACUUUCACUGAAUGCUUUGCGUCACUCAAAUAUUUGUAUUUGUACAAGUAGACUGUGAAGUAUGAAGUAGACUACUCAAAACACGACAUUUUCAACGAUUUUAUAGCCGUAAUUCCGUUAAAAAUACAAAAUUUCCAUUCGUUAUUCAACUUCUCAUAAGAAGAUUUUAUAAAAUAGGUAAAGGGAAUAUGCUCACAUUAAUAAGAUUCCUUUAUACAACACAAAAAAACGAUUCUUCAUCUAUUUUUCAGUUUUCUUUUUUUCAAAUUUUUAUAACUGUAAAUAAAUUGGUUAAAUGCACAUAGUAUGUUGUUAUUAUGUAAGUAUGUGUAAGUAUUCUUCAUUUUUAUUAUUUUUUUUUACUUAAAAAAAAUAUUCUUCAGUCUUGAUAACAAAAACUAUAUAAAUUUAAAAAUAACAUAGUUUCCAAAACAAAACCAAAGUUUUUUAUUGUUUUAAGAAGGGGGGAAACUUUUUUUAAACUGAAACAUUUUUAGCAAAAACCUUUUUAAAAAUUUCUCCUGUUUUCCAAAAUGUCUCAAAAACUAUACGAUAUGGGUACAUACAAAUCGAUUGAGAACAAAAAGUUAGUAUUUUUUUAACAAAUAUUUUCUUUUUUUAAAUUUUCUGUAACUUUUGAAAUAACUGAGGUGAAGAAGUUUAUAAACUUAUAGGUUAUAAAAUUUUCUAUAUAUAUAUCUGCGUUUUCAGCGACUAAUUUGCUUGAAAAUUAACGGAGAUAUGGCCAAAAAACUAAAUACAAUAUAAUUUUCCUUUUUAAUUUAAAAAAUUUCCAGUGUAAUUAAACAUCGUACAAAGUUUAUUAAUAAUUUUUUCAUGUCAUAAAGGAUAAUUUAUAGUGGUUGAGCAUUUUAAAUACAUCAUAUUCAAGUUAAAAUAUAUAAAAAAAUGUCAAUUAGAAAUAAAUAUAUCCAAAAAUUGUAUAAGUACGUCUGUAAAUAUUUUUUUACAUUUUUGUCCGAAAUAGAAAAUUCUAAAUAUAAAAUAUUCAAGUCGCAAUGGAUAAAAAGAUGUCCAUACGUCUAUAAAUAUUUUUUUUCUAAUUUUUUUGUAGACAAGGAAAUAUUUAUAAGGGUUGAAGAUUUAGGACGCAAAAUAUUUGAAUUCAACACAAACAAAAUGAGUCAAUUUAAUAUGAGUACAACAAAGUAAUUAAAUAAUAUUUUUUAAUUUUAUAUUAACCGGGGGUGCUUUAUAAGGGAUAAAAUAUAUCAAGCGGGAUUAAAAAAUUAUAAAUACUAUAUUAAAGCAAAGCAAGAACUUUGAUUCAAACCUUAAAAGUAUUUUUUUACACAUUAAAUGCUUGUAAUUAAAAUUUUAAUGAUUUGUUACAAUAAGGGGUAGUUUCCAUGCCUAAGAAUAAUAAGCACAUAUCAGCAUAGGGUAAAUUUUAAAGAUAAGGGUAAAUCAAGCUUAAUUUCAAAUUUUCAUGUAAGGUGAUGCAGGUUCAUGGAAAUUGGUAGCCCGAACUAUCAUUGACAAAACAUUCUACAAAAGACAACUGAACACUAGGGAUAUUUAAUUUCUCGAUCAACUCUACCCUCUUUUUGCAGCGUGAUUUACGAUUCUUGGUUGUUUUCCCCAUAAAAAAAUAAUUUCAAAAAUCAAAUAAAGCGAGUGAUGUAGCUUGCAGAAAAGUAGCUAGUCUCCGGUGAAAAUACCAUUUAAAAUUGCGCCCUAAUAAGAUUGAGAAACGCUGAUUUGAGUAUGUAGAAUAUUUGAUAUUAUCAAAAAAAAUUAUAACUCUUGUGGUGUAUAUUUAUAAUUAUAAUUUAAUAUUUAAACCACAAGUCGUAGCAUUUAGUAAAUUGAUCAUUAAAAUAAAAGGAUUUAUAGUUGAACACAUCUCGAAUUUAUUUUGGGGGUGGAAAAAAGUUUAUGAGAAAUGUAAAUAUGUAACGCGGUUCACAAACAUGUAAUAUUUUCCAAUAUAUUUUUCCUUUAUUUCAAUAUACUUAGUACAACUUGGUAAAUCAAAGUUUCAUCGUCGAUGUUAAAUCUUUUUCCCCUUUAGCUUCGCGAGCAAAUAAUAAUUGAGGGAGCCAGAUCAGGGCUAUAAUGUAAAGUUCAAUAUUUUUCAAACCAUAUUCAUGUACAAUACCAUGGAAAGCAAAGCAGUGAUUUUGCCGCGUCUGUUUCCAAUAAUUUUUGGUCGCAACUUAGUAAAUCAAAAUUGUAUGGUUGUAUUUGAUUCCUUAAAAUCAAAAGUAUACCUUCGCAAUUCAAAAAUAUUGUAAUAUAUUUUUCGCGUUUUUGGUAACCUUUUUUGGCACUGUCUCUCCUCUUCGAUGCCACUCGAUAGAAUCUUUUUUGGAUAUUCCGCCACUCGUUACAAUUUAUGGUUUACACUUUCUUGUUGUUGUCAAAUGUCCCAAGCAUAAACAGUACCUAUCUGUUAGAAGUUUAAUUUCAAGUGUGGAAAAACUGGAAGAUAAAAAACGACGUGCAAUGAUCGCCAAGUUUUCUGAACAAAAUCAAGAUCUGAAGAAAUCGUUUACGGUUAAUCACUUGGUAAGAAUUUGGGCAGAAAAGUCAAAAACAUUCUAAAGGAACAGAAUGUAGUUCAAAAAUCGAGAAAAUUUUCACCCAAAUAUUCUGAGAAACAACAAAUGGAACAAACAUCAAAACUAAAAACGAGUUUUCGCCCGAAAGGUAUUUAAAAAGACACAAAAAGUUCUCGAAAGUAUAUAUAUUUUCUCGUGGUCAUUCUUCAACAUAAAUUUGUUUUUCUGAAAAUUCCUUAUCCGCCAAAAUAUAUGAAAAAGAGAUUAAUGCAGUUCAUAAAAAAAUCAUCAUAAAGGAAAUUUUCUCCAUCUUAAACUCGAUUUCUUCCGUCUAUUUUCCUUACACUAAUCCAUACCAUUUUUCUAUCUGUUGAUACUUACUUUCAAGAGGAUUUAACCAGCUUGAUCUAUUAUGUAUUUAUAUGGAAUAGAAUUACAAAUAUUUAGAGGGAUGGAAAACUGUGAAAAUAUACAUUUCUACUUUACAUAUAUCAUUAAAAGUUUCUUUGAUAAUUUGAUAGAAUUUAUAUUAAUGUUUUAAAUAGAGAAAGACAGGAGCAAUCAAUCGAAAGAAUAAGUAAUUGAAUUAUAUCUAUUACUACCUCUAUAUAUAUCUAAGAAUGUUCCUAAUAUGCAUCGACUGAUGCCAAUUGAAAGUUUCUGGAGAAAUAUAUAUGGUAAACAAAACUACACAUGUAUAAUUAAAAGAAAAACAAGUUUGAGAAAACUCUGCAUAAAAUUUGUGAAAUUAUAGUGUAGUAACCAUUGUUCAAUAGAGUAAAUUGCAAACAAUUAAAACAGUUUGUCUUCACACCCUUAGAUCACAUCUAAUAAUUUUAUGAAAUCUUCAUAAUAAAUGAGAUAACAGAGGGAGGAAGACUUGAUGAUCCUCACUGUUUAUAUUUUCGUAUCUUUCAAGCAAAUUAAUAUAGAAAUUGUAUUUUGAUAUGAUCAAAAUAUGAAAAAUCACAUUAGAAAAACUCCUUUAAGAAAAAAUUAAAUAUACAUAUUUUCAAAUUAAAAUUAAAAUAGUUUCAGCAAAUUAUUUUUGAUGUAGUAUUUAUACCCCUCCACCCAAUUGAAACAUUUUUCGACUAUAUAUCCCUCAAAUGUAAGAUGAAUUAAAUUUUCAAAAAUACAGGCUUGCUUGAUACCGUAAAACAAAAUCUUUCAAACCUUAAAGGCCGCUUGACAUGAAGCAACACAACGUGGAAUGCAAGACGCAAAAUUUUUUGAUCAAAAGCAUGCGAAAAUUAAAUUCAGUUGAUUGUUUCCUGCAAGAUCUCGCAUUUCCAUUCUCAACUAAUUUUUCUCGUCUAAUUCUCUAACUAAACUGUCCAUCAGACUCAAAAACCAAGGCGGAGGCAGAUAUAAUUAUUCCCAGUGUUGUGUUACGACCAUUUUUUCCUAUUUAAUUUACUUAAGGAAAUUUGAGAAGGUGCAAUGCAAUGCAAUGCAAUGCAAGACGCAAUAUUUCUUGAUCAAAAGGACGCGCAGAUGAAAUUCAGCUGAUAGUUUCAUGCAAGAUCUUGCA